Messenger RNA from Capsicum annuum, 2179 nucleotides. Its product is annotated as cyclic dof factor 3. Gene Ontology annotation, biological process: regulation of DNA-templated transcription. NCBI's taxonomy places the organism in Eukaryota, Viridiplantae, Streptophyta, Magnoliopsida, Solanales, Solanaceae. Bases 323 to 1732 code for a protein of 469 amino acids. The transcript has 2 exons. Gene Ontology annotation, molecular function: DNA-binding transcription factor activity; DNA binding. The record is from RefSeq and is a predicted model, not a curated record.
UCAAAAUCCAUCAAAAGAAACAGAGACCCCCAAAACCCUUUAAAGAUCUUCUCACUGCCACACAGAAUUUGUGGCUGAAAAUUCAUUGCCUUUACUGAUGUGGCACCCCUACCCCACCCCCGGAAAGAUACCCCUUUCUGUUCUCCCCCUCUUUUAGUCCAAACUAAGUACACACCAAAAAUUAUGAAAAAGAGAUUGUACCCCUAUUUGAAAAAACGACGACAAAAACUCAUGUUUCAGUCAGUAUAAGUUUGUUCUGUUCUGCAAGUAACAACAUCUACAAAAAGAAAGCGGAAGUAAAACUGGGAAGAAAAGAAAGAGAAUGUCAGAAGUUAGAGAUCCAGGGAUUAAACUUUUUGGAAAGACAAUUAUUUUGCCAAUUGAUGAUCUACGAAGCUCUUCUAUUAACACAACUUCACAUGAUGAUCAGAUCACUUCUGAAGGAGAGCUUACACAGAGUAAAAGAGAUGAUUUUACCAAUUCCACUGCAGACGAGUCGGUUGAACCAGAAAUAUCAUCUGGUAUAAGUGAUGACCCGAAGGCACAGGAUGCCUAUAAAAUAACAUUGUCCCCAAAAUCUACCGAGAAGGACGAUCCAAAUGAGGCAAGUGGCACUCAGGAUAAGGUACUGAAAAAGCCAGACAAAAUACUUCCCUGUCCGCGCUGUAAUAGCAUGGAAACCAAAUUCUGCUAUUAUAACAAUUACAAUGUCAACCAGCCCCGUUAUUUUUGCAAAAAGUGUCAGAGAUAUUGGACAGCUGGGGGAACAAUGAGAAAUGUGCCUGUGGGUUCUGGUCGCCGCAAGAACAAAAGUUCUUCCACUUCAAGUUACCGUCAUAUAAUGGUGUCAGAUGCCCUCCAAGCAGCCCGGUUUGAAGCAGCAAAUGGGAUGAACCUUCCUAGUUACAGAACAAAUGGAACUGUCCUUGCAUUUGGAUCAGAUAAACCUCUUUGUGAUUCCAUGGCUUCUAUAUUGAACAUUGCUGAGAAAUCACAUAACUCUAUUCAAAAUGGAUUUAAUGGAUCUGAACAAAGAAUGAUUGCUUCUUGUGGAGGGAAAGAAAUUGGGAAUGAUCGAUCAAGCGAGGCUUGUAGCACAACCUCAAAUUCAACAGAAAAGGGAAAUGAUUCCACUGCACGUGAUUUAGCCUGGAAGAAUUUUCAGGCCUUUCCACCGCAAGUGCAUCACUUUCCAGGGCCUCCUUGGCCUUAUACAUGUAAUGCGGCUCCCUGGACAUCUGCAGUGCCACCACCCACCCUUGCUCCAUCUGGUUUUCCGGUGUCAUUUUAUCCUCCACCCCCAUACUGGAGUUGCACUAUGGCAAGCCCUUGGAAUGUCCCGUGGGUAUCUCCACCACCCUCUUCUGCUAGUUGCUCUGUCCAUGGCAACAAUCCUAAUUCUCCAACCUUAGGGAAACAUUCUCGGGAUGAAAGCUCGUUUAAUCCAUCAAACAUGGCGAAAGAGGAUACUUUGCAGGAUAAAGAUGGAGAGAGAUGUGUACUGAUUCCUAAGACACUGAGAAUUGAUGAUCUAGAUGAAGCAGCUAAGAGCUCUAUGUGGUCUACACUAGGCAUUAAGAAUGAUAAGAAUGAUUCAGCUAAUGGCACGAGGCUCUUCAAGGCCUUCAAUACAAAAGUUGAUGAGAGAAACAAUGAAUCCGACACUAAUCUAGUCCUGCAAGCUAACCCCGCAGCCUUGUCCCGAUCACAUAAUUUCCAAGAGAGCACGUAAGGAUACCAAGUUCCUUCCCUUUAAAAUAGAGGAAAUACGUCUUCCUGAUCACAAUUGCGGAAAAUUGUAGCUCUUGUCUUGGCUGCAACAUGUUGGUUCCCAAGAACUUAUGUCAAUGCAGGAACUGAUUGAUGUAAUUGUGCAUCUUUAGGAAGAAAAACAGAUAACACAAUGGAGAACUAGCACCUGCUACUAAGUCCCAUUUGGCUAGCUAAGAUUCAUUUGUCUGUAGCAGCAGGAUAAGCAGCUAUUCAGGAGAAGCAUUUAUGGUUUGGCAGUUUGUUUAUUUUGUACAUAUAACCUGUAGGAUGGGCACUAAUGAUAUUGAAAAUAAGACCGACUUCUUGAAUGCAUGUAGGUAUGCAAUGGAAGAAUCUAUUGAUGUAAAUCUGGAAUAUCCUUUUUUCGAGAGUUUAUAUAUGAAGCUUUACUGACUUGAUAUUUAAA